Messenger RNA from Lathyrus sativus (Indian pea), 783 nucleotides. NCBI's taxonomy places the organism in Eukaryota, Viridiplantae, Streptophyta, Magnoliopsida, Fabales, Fabaceae. The record is from the annotation of a GenBank genome assembly.
AUGCCUCAAGGAGAUUAUAUGGACCGUUUCCAACGGGAUUAUGGCUACCGUCUCGAUCACUUUGAGCGCAAACGCAAGAAGAUGGCCCGUGAUGUUCAUAAGCACUCUAAAACGGCCCAGAAGACUUUGGGUAUUAAGGGCAAGAUGAUUGCAAAGAAAAAUUAUGCCGAAAAAGCUCAGAUGAAGAGGACUUUGGCCAUGCACGAAGAAUCAACAUCCAGACGCAAGGCUGAUGAUAAUGUUCAGGAAGGAGCUGUUCCUGCGUAUCUUCUGGAUCGUGAAAACACGACCAGAGCAAAGAUUCUCAGCAACACCAUUAAGCAAAAGAGGAAGGAGAAGGCUGGGAAAUGGGAUGUUCCUCUACCUAAGGUGCGUCCAGUGGCUGAAGAUGAAAUGUUCAAAGUUGUCCGCACUGGUAAAAGGAAGACCAAGCAAUGGAAGAGGAUGGUUACAAAAGCUACAUUUGUUGGACCUGGUUUUACCAGAAAACCGCCAAAGUAUGAGCGUUUCAUUCGUCCAACUGGUUUGCGGUUCACUAAAGCUCACGUCACUCAUCCAGAACUUAAAUGCACAUUCAAUCUUGAAAUUAUUGGAGUGAAGAAAAACCCUAAUGGCCCUAUGUACACCUCUCUUGGUGUCAUUACCAAGGGAUCUAUAAUUGAGGUGAACGUUAGCGAACUUGGUUUGGUUACACCUGCAGGGAAAGUUGUGUGGGGUAAAUAUGCCCAGGUUACCAACAACCCAGAAAAUGAUGGUUGUAUAAAUGCUGUUCUACUUGUUUAA